AUGGAGAGUCAGGAGGAUGGCGGCGUUGUGGACGAUAUGAUGCAAUGGGUCCGUCCCUGGAGCAACGAUGAGGAAAAGAUGCUGCAGUUUAUGGAAGAGAGUGUAGCGCCCAGUGGCGAGCUGCGGUGCAAGCUUUGCCAGCACGUGGGCUCCAGCAAGCGGCUAAUGCUGGCGCACUUCGAGAAGAAACAUCAGUAUGACUGCGAGGAGUGGGCAAAAGAGACCAUCAAGGGCAUGAAAGCGUCCCAUGAAUCCUUCAUGAAGCGGUUGGCUGCCAUUGGCGAUUCCACUGGGGAAUUUGUGAUCCCAGAUGGCAGCAAAGCAGACAUGUCCAAGGCGGGCUGGCUCUCAAAGGCGGCGCAGAGGAGGUCUGAAUUCCUGGGAGGGACUGGCGACGGCCGCGUAGCGGCCAAACGUGCUUGGAAACGGGUGGAGGUGAAAUGGACACGUAUCAUCUAUCAGUAG
This is a messenger RNA of Effrenium voratum, 465 nucleotides long. Lineage: Eukaryota; Dinophyceae; Suessiales; Symbiodiniaceae. The record is from the annotation of a GenBank genome assembly.